Molecule: messenger RNA, 2178 nt
Organism: Plenodomus lingam JN3
Lineage: Eukaryota; Fungi; Ascomycota; Dothideomycetes; Pleosporales; Leptosphaeriaceae
Gene: DUS3
Product: tRNA-dihydrouridine synthase 3
Biological process (GO): tRNA processing
Molecular function (GO): metal ion binding; RNA binding; flavin adenine dinucleotide binding
Source: RefSeq, a predicted model, not a curated record
AUGACGACAGAGGCUAUGGAGGGAGUAGUGAAGGACGAGCCGGUUCCCAAUGGUGCGCCAGUAGAGUCCCAUGGCACUGCUUACAGUGGCAAUGGUGGUGAAGUAGAUGCAAAUGCUGAGAAGAAGCGAGCGAGGAGUAGCACGCCAGUGCAUGAUGAGACUUCAGUGAAGCGUGUAAAGGGUGUUGCCCCGAUUAAGGCUGAAUUUCUGAUUCAUCGAGGUGAUAACAGAAUUGCGACAAAAGAGAAAGUCGUGGAUGACGAUGCAGCUGAAGCCGCAGACGAUCGCUACAGGAAAGAUGCCCGUGAUGGUGGGGGUAACGGCAAGGGCAAGAAAGACAAGAAGCAAAGGGGCCAAAACACCAGUCGAAACUUUGGAAGCUCACGCGACAAGACUCCGCUCUGCAGUUCUCGUGCUCUCUUCAAUGAGUUCUCCGCAAAGGAAUGUCCGUUUGGCCAAAAGUGCAAAUUCGAACACGAUCUUCGGAGGUACUUGAGGGAAGGCCGACGGGAAGAUCUCACGACCAUGAAUGGCCAAUGUCCAGUAUUCGAAGUCAAAGGGUUCUGCCAUAUGGGGUGGAAGUGCCGAUUCGUCGGCAGUCACUCGGAAGAGCGGACUACCGAGGACGGAAGAAAAGAGCUUGUGUUGAAAGAAGACGCUGAACGCAAAGCUCAAGUUGCGGAUGUUGAAGAGGAAGUUGGCGUUGUCAACAUCGUAUCCAAGGAUGUCAAAUUUGGUCUGUCAAGACGGAAGAUUAGCACACCACGCUCUGACCAAUACAUUGAAUGGAUCGAGAAGAACAAAGGCCUGGAGCGUGAGGUUUUCGACAGCACAAUGGGCGACUCUAAGGCUCUCAAGGAGGAGCUAGAAGCUCGCCGAGCAGAAUACGUUGAAGCACCAUUCCGACCCUCAGAAAAACGGCGCAUCUAUUAUGGACCAGAAACACCGGUUCUCGCCCCCCUCACAACCCAAGGAAACAUGCCCUACCGCCGCCUCUGUGUCGAUCUAGGAUGUCAAGUGACCUGGAGCGAAAUGGCAAUGGGCAUGCCACUCAUACAAGGCGAACGUGGCGAAUGGGCCUUGAUGAAAGCUCACGAAUCCGAAAUCACGCCUCCUGCAUUCCAGUCCAAGAACAAAGUUGUCCAAGGCUAUGACAACAGCACCGACAUGAAGUUUGGUGCCCAAAUCGCUGCGAACAAACCCUGGCUUGCCACGAAGACAGUAGAAGUUCUAACUGACCACUGUCCAAAACUCCGCGCUAUCGAUCUCAACUGUGGAUGUCCCAUCAACCUGGUGUGCGAAAAAGGUGCCGGUUCUGCACUCCUAGACCAAGAAGCCAAACUCGAACAGAUACUACGUGGCAUGAACUACGUAUCCAAAGAGGUCCCUAUCACUGUCAAGAUCCGCAUGGGCACCAAAGACAACCAGCCCACGGCCCAAAAGCUCAUCAAGCGCCUCGUCCUCGGCGGCCGCGAAUCUAUUGAGACUGGCAAAGGCACCUGCGGCAUCGCAGCCAUCACGCUCCACGGCCGGAGCAAACAGCAACGCUACUCCCGCAGCGCAGACUGGUCCUACAUCGCUGAAUGUGCGUCGCUCAUUACCCGGCUCAAGAAAGAACGCGACGCCCAAAUCGACACCCUUGCCGAACCCGAUGCCCGCGACCAACCCAACGGUGGAACCGUCUACUUCGUCGGCAACGGCGACUGCUAUUCCCACACAGACUACUACAACGCCCUCGACUCGGCCCACGUCGACUCCGUCAUGAUCGGCCGCGGCGCCCUCAUCAAACCCUGGAUCUUUGAGGAAAUCACCACAAACCAGUACCUCGACAAGUCGGCCACUGAGCGCCUCGCCUACAUUGAAAAGUUUGCAAAAUACGGCAUGCAGACUUGGGGCUCUGAUGAACAGGGCAUCGGCACCACGCGCCGCUUCAUGCUCGAGUGGCUCAGCUUUGCCCAUCGCUACGUGCCCGUGGGUAUUCUGGAGUAUUUGCCACCCCAUAUUCAAGAUCGGCCGCCGAUUUUCAAGGGCCGGAAUGAGCUCGAGACGCUGCUGGCGAGUGAGCAUUACAAGGAUUGGAUCAAAUUGAGUGAAAUGUUUCUGGGUCCUGCGCAUCCAAACUUCAAGUUUGAGCCAAAGCACAAGUCGAAUGCCUAUGAGAUUGAGGCCGAGGGAUAG